AUGUCUCGCUUCGCAAUUCCGUUCCUCGUUAUCAUAUCUAUCUCCGCCUUCGUCGCCUCGUACAAUGUCAUCGGUAUGAUCCUCAGCACCACCCGUCACCGAGUCUCUAUCCGCUCUAAAAGCACCCUCGGUAAAGCCGCCUUCAGUAGUAGUCGCCUCCGCCGCGGUGGUCGACCGCUUCUUGGAAAACCUCUUCCCGAAACUGGUUCGGAAUCUGUAGGUUCAGAUUCAGGCUUGGACGGAGGUUCGGCAGUGGUGAAACGGCCGGAAGCCUCGAGCUUUGGUGUGAAGAAAAAGAAGCGGUAUUUCCACACGGCGAUGACGUGUAACGACUCGCCGUACACCAAGUGGCAGUCUCGAAUCAUGUACUUCUACUAUAACAAGUAUCGGAACGAGCCUGAAUCGGAGAUGGGGGGAUUCACGCGCGUGCUGCACUCGGGAAAGCGAGACAACCUGAUGGACGAGAUUCCGACCUUCGUCGUCGACCCGCUGCCUCUGGGAAUGGAUAAGGGCUACGUCGUGCUGAAUCGGCCGUGGGCGUUCGUGCAGUGGGUACAGAAAGCACAGAUCGAGGAAGAGUACGUGUGGAUGGCGGAGCCAGACCACAUUAUUCUGAAGCCCAUUCCCAACCUCGCUUCUGACAUGCUGCCUGCUGCCUUCCCCUUCUUCUACAUCGUUCCCAAGGACCAAGAGCGGUUCUUAAGGCGGUGGUACCCAGCAGAGAAAGGGCCAAUCACCAACAUCGAUCCAAUCGGCAACUCUCCCGUCAUUUUAAAGAAGAAAGACUUGCUGAAAAUCGCUCCCCUGUGGCACAACGUGUCUCUGCAGUUCAAGGAGGACCCAGAGAUUGACAAGGAGUUUGGAUGGGUGCUGGAGAUGUACGGCUAUGCCACAGCAUCAGCCAUGCUGGGGUACACGCACAUCCUGAGAAAGGACUGGAUGAUCCAGCCUCCUUGGGACAAAUCAGUGGGCGACGCAUACAUGAUUCACUAUACCUAUGGCUGUGACUAUGACCUCAAUGGGAACCACCUGCCUGGCAAGGUGGGUCCAUGGCACUUUGACAAGAGGGACCAUCAGAGAGCCAUCCCCCGAAACCUCUCCUACCCCCCCGACGGCUCUGCUCCCUCCGUGUUCGAGCUUAUUCGUCGGCUAAACGAUGCGACUUGGUCGCUCAACUGGGUUGCAGGGGCAGCAUAG
This is a messenger RNA of Closterium sp. Yama58-4, 1197 nucleotides long. NCBI's taxonomy places the organism in Eukaryota, Viridiplantae, Streptophyta, Zygnematophyceae, Desmidiales, Closteriaceae. The record is from the annotation of a GenBank genome assembly.